Molecule: messenger RNA, 1605 nt
Organism: Chanos chanos (milkfish)
Lineage: Eukaryota; Metazoa; Chordata; Actinopteri; Gonorynchiformes; Chanidae
Gene: cd9r
Product: CD9 molecule related
Exons: 9
Coding region: 107-811 (234 amino acids)
Cellular component (GO): plasma membrane
Source: RefSeq, a predicted model, not a curated record
AAACGUGUUGUUGGCUGUACGUGUCGAAGACUGAAAACUGCGUGGUUCUACACACUUUCAUUCGGUUUCGGGGUGUCCAGAGUUGCAGGGGGAAAAAAACGGAGUCAUGGCAGUCGACGGAUGCGGUCAGCUGUGCAAAUGCAUUCUCAUCCUCUUCAACAUUCUCUUCGCUAUUUUGGGAUUCGCCAUGAUGGGCCUGGGUCUUUGGUUACGUUUCAGCUCUGAGACAAGGGGCUUCUUCGACAUCGACCUCAACACACAGGCCUUCACCAUAGGCGUGAUAGUAUUGAUUGUGGUUGGUGCAGUGAUGUUGGUCGUGUCUGCAUUUGGUGACCAUGGAGCAUGCAACGAGAACAAAACUGCACUGGGAAUUUUCAGUUUCCUGCUGACAAUAAUGGCUUGUAUCGAGAUUGCAGCUGGAAUCUUGGCCUUCACGUAUAGCGAUAAGGUGUCAGAGGAACUGCAGAAAUUCUACACUACAAUCUACGCUCAGUAUCUGAACCAAAGACAACCAAGCCAGGCAGUUGUUCUCAAAAUCUUCCAUAACGCUCUGGACUGUUGCGGUCUUGGUGGAGCCAUAGAGAUUGCGGUCCGCGACACCUGCCCUGACGUCGGCUUCUUAAAGAGCCUCACUUAUUCCAGCUGCCCUGUGGUGAUUGGAGACCUGUUCCAGGAGAAAGCUCCUCUGGUGAUGGGUUUUUUUCUUGGCACUGCAGGUUGCAUGUUUUUGGCGUUGGUGUGCUGCGGAAUCCUUUGCAAUAGCAUAAAGAACAGCAGGAUGGCGACCAUGUACACCCACGCCGUGUACUGAGCGGAACAGCGGUGGAAAUCCGGCGAAACCCCGAAGCCCGCGGCCCGUUUUUUUUUUUUUGUCCCCAGCGGACAGUGAAGACCGAAGGAGGAACUCCGUAAAUCUCCACCACAACCACCCGUUCAAAAUUUCAAAGCCAAACUGGCGCAAAGCACUGCAUCAAUGUGUUAGCUAUUGCCAUUAAAUCCAUCCCCUUUGGAAGACCACAGCUCUUACGUUUGGCCCACUAAAAAAAAAAAAAAAAGGGGGCCCAUAAUUCCAGGGUCUUUCCCUCUCAAUUCAUUCAAUCCCUACAACCACCCAUUAAGGCUGUGUUUGAUGCUUAGUAUAAUUUUGUUGUGUCGAUGUGAACACUGUCCCCAUAACUGAGGGGACACAAGCCUACAUUUUUAUUAUUAUUAUUAUUAUCAUCAUCAUCCAGAAGACUUAAUAGAGUAGCAUUAAACCCAUUAUAGUUUUCUUACACCAUAGAUCUCUGAUAAACAACAGACUGGACAUUCACUGUUACAUUGUAGUAACAAUAUAACACCGUGGUUACGUACAUUCUCUCACAUAACUAAAGCAUGACGGAACUAAUCACUUUUUUAAAGUGUUGUAACUGCGUGACACUUGUAACUGCGUGAAUCCGCCUCUAGACGACGCAUCUUGAAGCAUUACUGCAUGCGUACUUGUGCCUGUAUUAGCUGCCAAAUGGAUGGAGAUGCACAUGUUGCCUAGACUGGCAGACAGACAUUCAGUAGAAGCUUGAUGGCACUCUUUACUAUUGUAAUGUUUUGAUUUAAUGCACGCUUCAU